UUAUUCAUAAAGCUUUAUUCUUUGAUAAUCGAUAUUUAGAUAUAAUAUUUUUUUUAUCGUUUUUAGAUAAUGUUUAUUCUAAAUGAACGACGAAAAGACCAUGUAUGCUGGUGUAUGCGCUGCUGCACCGGAUCGAUUUAGAAUGCGCAAAUCGUAGAGAACCUAAUUUUCAAAUAAUCGGAAGUAUGUGAAUGAUGUUUGUAGAAAAAAUUUGAAAUGAUAAAAGUGUGCAGUUUGCGAAUUUUUUUAAGCUCCCAAUAUUAAUAAUAAAACUCGAUUAAGUAAAUGGAUUAUUAGAAGGAAGAAUGCACGCUUCGUUUUGGUUUAAUGAGCGUGCCAUUAGGCAGAUAUUAGGGUUUCUCUGACAGAGUUUUAGUACGAUUGAAAAUAUGACAGAGUUUAAUAAUAUCAAUGCCUGGGCAAUAUUUGGACUAAUACAAAGAAUUAGGAGCAAUGAAUCGUAAAAUUUAUUAUCAAUCAAUUCUGUACAACGCUUCUACUUAAAGAAUCAAUAAUCAAAGGAGGUUCAUUAGGAAGAUCCUGAGGAACAUGUUCUUCUUAUAUACAGGGUGACUCACUUAUACAUGCCUAUCGACAGAAAUAAUGUAACCAAUGCUGGGAACAACCAAUUAAUAUUGUCUAAUACAGUUGCAAGUGGUACAAACAGAAGUAUUUUAGAUUUAUCCGAAUUCAGUGAUGCUGAACUGGCAGGUUAUAGAUUACGUUGUGGAGUUUGGAUUACAUUUGUAUUGGCAACAGGAUUUGUUGUAGCAGCAAAAUUUUCUUUUGGCCAUGAGGGCCCAGGUUUGGAAAUAUUUAUAUUUUGUGGUCUAUUGACGCUUCUGCUACUUGCAUGUCUGUAUUCCAUUCUUUGUCGUCGUACUCACGAGAAUAGUCAUCAAGAAAAUCAUAUUCAAGAGAAUCAGAUUGCAUCGUUAAAUAAUGCGAGUUUAUCUACUACUGAAAAUUUAAGACCCAUACCAGUUAUCAGACAACAUCCACCACCGCCGUACCAUAUAGCUAUUUUAAUUCCACCACCUGAUUCUUCAGACGAAGCUGCUCCACCUUCAUACGACAAAGUUAUCCGGUGAAAAUGCUAAUAUUGAAUCAAUAAGGAUAUAUAUUAUAAAUCUUACUUAAUUUUUAAUACCUUUGCGAUAGUUUCAUGUCAUAAAAAAAACAAAGUAUGAUAAUAUAGAGUUUGAAUCCAAAUAUAUUCUUAAUCUGCUAUAAAAUGCAUUCAUUUGAAAUUCUUAUAAGUAAUAAACUAUCUUAUCUCUCUCCACAUUAAUAAAGAAUAAAUAAUAUCGAUAAUUGGAUAAAUUUCACAACUGUGAUACAAAUAUAGUGAUGCAAUGAAAAUAUCAAACUUGAUAAUAUCUGAUGACUCAAAAAAAAAUACAAUAAGAUUUUAGUGGAGAUAUUUCAGUAAAAAAUUAGAUAAGAUAUAUAUAUAUAUACGUUUGC
Molecule: messenger RNA, 1467 nt
Organism: Vespula pensylvanica (western yellowjacket)
Lineage: Eukaryota; Metazoa; Arthropoda; Insecta; Hymenoptera; Vespidae
Exons: 4
Coding region: 585-1091 (168 amino acids)
Source: RefSeq, a predicted model, not a curated record